AUGCAUUUAAUAUUCUUCUUCAUUGUUGUCAUUGGUAGUAUCCAAGCAACAAAUGGUGAUCAAUCAUUAACGAUCUGGAAUUUAUUUAAGCGUAUUCAUCAAAAAAACUAUGUUAAUGCUCGAGAAGAACAAUAUCGUCUGAGUGUUUUCAAAAACAAUGUAGAUAUGAUUAAUCGACAUAAUUUUGAAGCUGAUUUAGGUCUUCAUUCAUAUACACUUAAAAUCAAUCAAUUUGGUGAUAUGACACAUAAAGAAUUUGUUCAAACGAUGUUAGGUGGUCUAAAAAUAUCUUCUGAGAAACAUUCAUCGGAAAAAUUUACUCCACCAUCAAAUGUUGAUAUACCAGCUGCAGUUGAUUGGAGAAAGAAAGGUGCAGUGACUACAGUUAUUGAAAAUCAAGGGCAAUGUGGUUCAUGUUGGGCUUUUACUGCUACGGGUGCUUUAGAAGGACAACAUGCCAUUAAAACAGGAAAUUUAGUACAUCUAUCAGCACAGAACUUGAUGGAUUGUUCACAAAGUUUUGGUAACUAUGGAUGUAAUGGUGGACUCAUGGAUUAUGCAUUCGAAUACAUUAAAGAAAAUGGUGGUAUAGAUACAGCGGAUAGUUAUCCAUAUGAAGCAGUAGAAGGAGCAUGUCGUUUUAAAAAAGAUACUAUAGGAGCUACUGAUACAGGUUUUGUUGAUCUUCCAGUAGGAAACGAAACUGCUUUACAAAUAGCUGUUGCUACAAUAGGUCCAAUAUCCACAGCAAUUGAUGCUUCACGAAGUUCAUUUCAGUUUUAUUCAUCAGGUGUCUAUGAUGAACCUAACUGUUCAACAACAAAUGUUGAUCAUUCAUUUGUUGUGGUGGGAUAUGAUACAUUCAAUAAUGGUACAACUAAUCAAGAUUAUUAUAUUGUGAAAAAUUCCUGGGGAGAUUCAUGGGGUAUGAAAGGAUAUGUUUGGAUGAGUCGAAACAAAAAUAAUCAAUGUGGUAUCGCAAGCACAGGAAGUUAUCCUCUUGUAUAA
Molecule: messenger RNA, 1008 nt
Organism: Adineta steineri
Lineage: Eukaryota; Metazoa; Rotifera; Eurotatoria; Adinetida; Adinetidae
Source: the annotation of a GenBank genome assembly